Molecule: messenger RNA, 225 nt
Organism: Spirometra erinaceieuropaei
Lineage: Eukaryota; Metazoa; Platyhelminthes; Cestoda; Diphyllobothriidea; Diphyllobothriidae
Source: the annotation of a GenBank genome assembly
AUGGGCGAGAUCACCGCACGCGCUUGUGGCGGACUGGAAAGUCUGCUGCGUCGUGUGGUUUCCAAGGCACUUGCAGAGUCUCUCAGAGAUGAUGACGAUGGUGGUGGUGGUGGUGGUGAUGAUGGUGGUGGUGGUGGUGGUGGUGGUGGCGGCGGCGGCGGCGGCGGCGGCGGCGGCGGUGGCAAUGAUGACGAUGACGACGAUAAUCAUGAUGAUGAUGUCUGA